Messenger RNA from Fusarium pseudograminearum CS3096, 2232 nucleotides. RefSeq lists its product as uncharacterized. Gene Ontology annotation, biological process: regulation of GTPase activity; regulation of actin cytoskeleton organization. The transcript is spliced from 5 exons. Gene Ontology annotation, molecular function: GTPase activator activity; protein binding. The record is from RefSeq and is a predicted model, not a curated record. The coding region runs from base 1 to 2232 and encodes 743 amino acids. Gene Ontology annotation, cellular component: cell cortex. Lineage: Eukaryota; Fungi; Ascomycota; Sordariomycetes; Hypocreales; Nectriaceae.
AUGUCUUCCUACGACGGUUCGCGCUCUGCGCGCCAGUCGAAGCGCUAUUCUAUGUCGGCAUUGUAUAUGUCGAUUUCUGCCAAUGAAGGAGACCUCCAAAUCGAAGAUGAACUUGCCAAAGCUCAAAAGUCGUUGCGAGAUCUCAAAUCGAAAAUUUCAUCACAAUCCAAGAAGAACUUCGUCUUGGAGAAGGAUGUUCGGUACCUGGACUCCCGAAUCGCACUGCUUAUCCAGAACCGUAUGGCUUUGGAAGAGCAAAAUGAAGUCGCCAGCCAUCUUGAAGAUGCUCUUGAAAUGCAGCAGGGUGGUUUCCCAAACGACGAUAAGACGCAAAAAUACGGAAACCUUCUCUUUCUUCUGCAGUCUGAGCCUAGACAUAUUGCUCAUCUUUGCAGAUUGGUUUCCAUGUCCGAGAUUGACUCACUGCUUCAGACAGUCAUGUUCACCAUCUACGGAAACCAAUACGAGAGUCGUGAAGAACAUCUUCUUCUUACUAUGUUUCAGUCCGUUUUGACAUAUCAAUUCGACAACACUCCCGACUACUCCUCCUUGCUUCGCGCCAACACACCCGUUUCCCGAAUGAUGACAACAUACACUCGAAGAGGACCUGGUCAAAGUUUCCUCAAGUCGGUACUUGCUGAUAGAAUCAAUGGCUUGAUCGAAUUGAAGGAUCUUGAUCUCGAAAUCAACCCGCUCAAAGUUUAUGAGCGAAUGAUCGAACAGAUUGAGGAGGAUACUGGCCAACUGCCCCCUCAUCUUCCCAAGGGAAUCACGGGCGAGCAGGCUGCUGAGAACCCCCAGGUCCAGGCCAUCAUCGAGCCCCGCCUGACUAUGUUGACCGAGAUUGCUAAUGGCUUCUUGACCACCAUCAUCGAGGGCCUCGAGGAAGCGCCUUAUGGUAUCCGCUGGAUUUGCAAGCAGAUUAGGAGCUUGACUAAACGCAAGUAUCCUGAUGCUAAUGACCAGGUCAUCUGUACUUUAAUCGGCGGAUUCUUCUUCCUGCGCUUUAUCAACCCUGCGAUUGUUACUCCCAAGUCGUACAUGCUUAUCGAUGGAACCCCGGCCGAGCGACCUCGACGAACUCUGACUUAUAUCGCCAAGAUGCUUCAGAACCUUGCGAACAAGCCAUCAUACGCCAAGGAGCCGUACAUGGCUAAGCUCCAGCCGUUCAUCCACCAGAACAAGGACAGGAUCAACAAAUUCAUGAUUGAUCUUUGCGAAGUACAGGACUUCUACGAGAGUCUCGAGAUGGACAACUACGUCGCUCUUUCAAAGAAGGACCUCGAGCUUGAGAUCACUCUCAAUGAAGUUUAUGCCAUGCACUCGCUGAUCGACAAGCACCAUAGCGAACUGUGGAAGGAUGACAAUUCGCAUCUCGCCAUUAUCAUGUCGGAACUAGGAUCAUCACCUCCUCAGCUACCACGCAAAGAGAACAGAGUCAUCAACUUGCCCUUGUUCAGUCGUUGGGAAUCAGCCAUUGGUGAUCUUACGGCGGCUUUGGAUAUUACCCAAGAGGAAGUGUAUUUCAUGGAAGCCAAGUCGAUUUUCGUCCAAGUCAUGCGAUCGAUUCCAUCAACGAGUGGCGUAGCCAGGCGUCCGCUACGGCUGGAACGCAUUGCUGAUGCUGCAGCCACAAACCGCAGUGAUGCAGUGAUGGUGCGCAAGGGUAUCCGUGCCAUGGAAUUGCUUUCUCAGCUUCAGGAAAUGCAUGUUAUAGACAAAACCGACCAGUUUAGCCUCCUCCGCGACGAAGUUGAGCAAGAGCUUCAGCAUCUUGGCUCCCUGAAGGAAGGUGUGAUCGCGGAAACCUCGAAGUUGCAGGAGGUCUACAAGACCAUCCGUGACCACAACGUGUAUCUCAACGGACAGCUUGAGACUUACAAGAGCUACCUGCACAACGUCCGAUCACAAAGUGAGGGUACCAAGAGAAAGCAGCAGAAGCAGCAAGUUCUUGGUCCAUACAAGUUCACUCAUCAGCAACUCGAGAAGGAGGGUGUCAUUCAGAAGAGUAAUGUUCCCGAUAACAGACGGGCCAACAUCUACUUCAACUUCACUAGUCCAUUGCCGGGAACAUUUGUUAUCUCGUUGCACUACAAGGGCCGCAACAGAGGAUUGCUCGAGUUGGAUCUCAAGCUGGAUGAUUUGCUUGAAAUGCAGAAAGAUAACCAAGAUGACCUUGACCUGGAAUACGUGCAGUUCAACGUACCAAAGGUGUUGGCAUUGUUGAAAUAA